Molecule: messenger RNA, 1778 nt
Organism: Lepisosteus oculatus (spotted gar)
Lineage: Eukaryota; Metazoa; Chordata; Actinopteri; Semionotiformes; Lepisosteidae
Source: RefSeq, a predicted model, not a curated record
CAGUGACACACAGUGAGAAAUGGGGGGCGCUAGUGAGCCGCGGCCGGUGCAGAUCGUCAGUGUGCACAAGGAGGACCACUCCUUCUCCCUGGACGCCAAGGCCCUGGAGGCGGUGCUGCUGCGGCCGGAGGUCCGGGACCUGGACGUUGCCGUGGUGUCGGUCGCCGGGGCGUUCCGCAAGGGCAAGUCCUUCCUCCUGGACUUCAUGCUGCGCUACAUGAAGAGGAAGGAUGAAGCUGGAGACUGGCUGGGCUCCGACACCGAGCCCCUGACCGGGUUCUCCUGGCGGGGCGGCUCUGACCCAGAGACCACGGGGAUCCAGAUCUGGAGCGAGGUGUUCGUGGUGGAGAAGCCCAACGGCAAGGAGGUGGCUGUGCUGCUGAUGGACACACAGGGCGCCUUCGACAGCCAGUCCACCGUGAAGGACUGCGCCACCAUCUUCGCCCUCAGCACCAUGACCAGCUCUGUGCAGAUCUACAACCUGUCCCAGAACAUCCAGGAAGACGACCUGCAGCAGCUGCAGCUGUUCACGGAGUACGGGCGCCUGGCGAUGGAUGAGAUUUUCCUGAAGCCAUUCCAGUCCCUGAUGUUCCUGAUCCGAGACUGGAGCUUCCCAUACGAGUACAGCUACGGGCUGAAGGGUGGGAUGCAGUUCCUGGACAAGCGCCUGCAGGUGAAGGACGCUCAGCACGAGGAGAUCCAGACGGUCCGGAAACACAUCCACUCCUGCUUCUCCAACGUCUCCUGCUUCCUGCUGCCACACCCGGGGUUAAAGGUCGCCACAAGCCCCUCCUUCUCCGGCCAGCUCAGCGAUAUCGCAGCGGAGUUCAAGUCGGAGCUGCAGACCUUCAUCCCGCUGGUGCUCCAGCCGCAGAAGCUCAUGGAGAAGGAGAUCAACGGAGCCAAAGUCACCUGCCGCGGGCUGCUGGAGUACUUCAAGGCCUACAUCAAGAUCUACCAGGGUGAGGACCUGCCACACCCUAAAUCCAUGCUCCAGGCCACCGCAGAGGCCAACAACCUGGCCGCCGUGGCAGCAGCCAAGGACCUGUACUACAAGCAGAUGGAGAAGGUGUGCGGAGGGGACCUGCCCUACGUGGCGCCCGAGUCGCUGGAGGAGAAACACGCCUUCCACUGCGCCGAGGCCCUGGAGCUCUUCGGCCGCACCAAGAAGAUGGGCGGCGCGACGUUCUCCGAGCGCUACCGGCAGCAGCUGGCCGGCGACCUGGAGCAGCUGUGGGCCGACUUCCAGAAGCACAACCAGAGCAAGAACGUGUUCAGCGCCUUCCGCACGCCCGCCGUGCUCUUCGUGCUGCUCGCCGGCCUCUACCUGCUGUCGGGCCUGGCCGGCUUCGUGGGGCUCGCCCUGGUGGCCGGCCUGUGCAACUGCGGCAUCGGCCUGGCGCUGGCGGCCAUGCUGGCCUGGGCGCUGAUCCGCUACUCCGGCCAGUACCGCGAGGUGGGCCAGGCCAUCGACUCCAGCGCCGGCUUCAUGCUGGAGAAGGCCACCGUGGUCAUCAACAGCACCCGAGGGGCGGCUGUGCAGCAGGGGAAGAAGUCCAGCUAGCCAGGGGGACGUCCAGCUGGCCCAGCAGCGCCCCCUGCUGUUACUGCACCGUGCCUUAACACCCCUCCCGCCGACACACAGAACUGCCCCCACGUUGCCCCCUCUGUGUGUCUCCUGCCUGUCUGUUUCUUAGUCCAGCCUGUCUCUCUGUGCUGCCUCUCUCACUGCCUGUCUGUCUCUCUCUCUGUCUCUUUGUCUCAGUGCUGCCUGUCUG